AUGACACUCUCUAAACACUCUUCAAUUGUGAUUAUUGGCGCCGGAACUUUCGGUAUCAGCACAGCUUAUCACCUGGCGAAGCGUGGCUAUACCGAUAUCAAAUGCAUUGACCGACACCGCUGGCCCAGUGCAGACUCAGCUGGCUACGAUCUCAAUAAAAUCAUCCGUACAGAGUAUGAAGAAGAGCUCUACACCGAACUGGCGCUUGAGGCUCUACGUGCCUGGCGACAGCCCAUGUGGAAUGGUAUCUUCCAUGAGACGGGUCGGAUAACAACGACGAGCGGGGAUCGAGAGGCUGCAGAGAAUUUAAAGGAAUCAUACGAGAAUCUGCAAAGGGCUGGCGCAGCUGCCUCCAUCGAAUUUGUCGAAGGCAAAGAACAGAUCGCGAAGUACUGCCCUCAGCUGGCAAGCGCACCAGGUCUUGAUGAGUGGAAGGGCCUCUGGAAUAGCGAGGCUGGCUGGGCCCACGCCCGCAAGGGGCUGGAGAAGCUGGCGUCAGAAUCAGAGAAAAUGGGCGUCAAGUUCGUAUCCGGUCCCAAAGGGACGAUGACUGGAUUAGAACUUGAUGCCAAAAACACCCUGCUUGGAAUACAAGUCGCAUCGGGAGACAUAAUCAAGGCUGAUCGGUACAUUCUAUCGACCGGAGCAGCAUCUCCGGGAUUGUUGCCCGACAUUUUAUCAAGCCAACUUUGGUCAAAGUGCUGGACCCUUGCCCAUAUUGAACUAACUGCUGAAGAGGUUGAGCAAUGGAAAGGCAUCCCAGUCAUCGAUAAUAUGGAAUUGGGAUUUACAUUCGAGCCCGAUCCAGAAACCAGACUUAUGAAGAUUUGCAACGCCUUUCCUGGCUAUCAGUGCCUCCAGGGUGAGUACACCAAUCCUGAGACCGGCAAGAAGACCAUUUUCUCCGUGCCACGCUAUGCCAGUGACCACCCCGAAGACGGCAUCCCCGCCGAAGCCACAGAAGGAAUUAAACGCUUCAUCGCGGCUGUCAUGCCGCAGUUCUCAGAUCGUCCCCUCGUACAAGCUCGUGUUUGCUGGUGUACCGAUUCGCCCGAUUCACAUUAUCUCAUUGAUAACCAUCCCAAUCACCCAAGCCUGCUUUUGGCAACAGGUGACAGCGGUCAUGCUUUCAAAAUGCUCCCCAUCAUUGGCGACUAUAUUGCAGAUGCACUGGAGGGCUCGGAGCGUGGGUUGAAGAAGGAGUGGAGGUAUGGUGGUCGGAAAGAGAUAAGAAAUGUCACCAGGCCGGGGACUGAGGUGAAGGAUCUUAGAAGUGUUUUAGGCGUGCAAGACGUAGACUUCAAAUCGAAGUUGUAA
Molecule: messenger RNA, 1317 nt
Organism: Talaromyces amestolkiae
Lineage: Eukaryota; Fungi; Ascomycota; Eurotiomycetes; Eurotiales; Trichocomaceae
Exons: 4
Coding region: 1-1317 (438 amino acids)
Molecular function (GO): sarcosine oxidase activity; flavin adenine dinucleotide binding; saccharopine oxidase activity
Source: RefSeq, a predicted model, not a curated record